AUGAAGCAUACGUAUAAAGUUUCGACCUGGAUCCAGCAGGUGACUCGUCCUACUCCAACAGUACUCAGGAGAUACGGCCUGCCGCCCUGCUUCCACUUCCUCAUAGCAGGAGGGCUACCAGCCCUACUCGAGGCGCAGGAGGGCGCGGAGGACAACCAGCAGGCAGCAGAGGCGGCUCUGAGGCGAGUGGAAGGGAGAGGCAACCCGUGGGGGAAGCCGUGCGGGCGAGUGCUCUAUAUCGGCAUCAGCUGUGGCCUCAGCGCUCCCUAUGUGGCAGCACAAGUCAAGUACACCCUCUCCCAUUCGCACUACGCCGUUGCAGUCAUGGGUUUCAAUCCGCCCUCUCUCGCGCCAAACACCAAGGGUGCUCCAGGCGUGACCUUCCCGUCCGUGCUUUCAGAAAUGAGGGCUCGCAUCGAAGCUGCUGAAGCAGAGGGGACUGCCCCAAGGCACUUCAUCCUCUCUCCUGCUGUUGGCCCGGUAGGGUCCACGCGGCUCAAGGGCGGCAGUGCCACCAAGGUCCUUCAACUGAACUUUCCCUUCUCUGCUCAUAUCCUUGCUGCUGCUAAACAACCACAGGAGACCGUCACAGGGUCCACGCGGCUCAAGGGCGGCACUGCCACCAAGGUCCUUCUGGAGACCAUCUUCAGCCGGGCCAUUGCCAGAGUGCUGCGUCUGCCCGCCCUUGGAAGCUAUGCAGGAGUGCCCCUCCUACUCAUCAACCCUCCCCCGGAGCUCACUCCCCAAGACACCACGUCGGUUCGGCGGGCGGCACGGGUAGGCUGGGGCCGAACCGAGGCUGCCCCGGCGGCUCGGUACGGCGAUGUCAUUGCGGCUUACGAGGGGGCGAUGAGGGGCAUUUACCAGCAAUUACCCGGAAUUGUGGCCCUCACCUGUCUCUUCCAUCGCGCCAUCAGCACUGGUGGCCGUGUGAUGUACAUUGGAGACGACUCGCUUGGCCUUGUUGGCCUUAUAGAUGCCUCUGAGCAGGUCCCCACCUUUGGAGCGCGGCCAGGCUCGUUCCAAGGCUUCCUCACCUCCACGUGGCACCGCCUGAUUCGUCCGUUGAACCAGCACACAGUCGAUCCCCUGGGCUCAUCUGCUGCUAGUGGCAGCAGCAGCAGCAGCAGCAGCAGCAGCAGCAGCAGCAGCAGCAAAAGCAGGCGCAACAUCCGGAGGAGCAGCAGCAGGAGAAGCAAGGCAGGGGCUAGGGAAGGUGAAAACGAGAAAAACAGCAGCAGGUCUCAGGUAGCAGAUGCAGCAACAAGACAGAGGACCGGCAGGGGCAGCGAGGCGAGCACUAGCGGGAGUAGCAGCACGAGCUCUUGGUUCUUUCCCUUCCGGGCUUCUGCUGCUUCUGCCUCUUCUCCUGCUGCAUCCGACUCACUCUAUCGCCAGCCCACGCCAGAGCCGUUAAAGUCAAUCAGCACAGACUACUUUCUGCUUGAGAUUCUCCCCACCACACGUGCCAACGACACAAUUCUCCUGUUAGAGUCACACGUGCUACAGCCACAGCUGUUCCCUCUACCGCUCCUCACCGCCCUCCACACACGAGCCAAGCAGGGGCUGCUGUCCCUCGCUUUGCUAAGUGUCGGUGUGGCUCCUCACGACCGGCUCUUAAUGGUGUAUGAUGAUGAGGAUGGGGUGGAGGAGGGGAAGGAGCGGGAGGAAGAGGAGGAAGGGGAGGAGAGUGAAGUGGAAGGGAGUGAGGAGGAGGGGGAGGAGGAGGGGAGGGAGGAGGAUGAGGAGGGAGAGGAGGAGGGGGGUGAUCAAGGGGAGAGUGGAGCAGGAGGGCAGGGGGAGGAAGGGGAGGAGGGAGUGGGGGAGGGAGGGGAGGAGGGAGGGGAGGAGGGAGGGGAGGAGGACGAAGAGGAGGAAGGGGGAAGUAGCGAUUCUGGGGUGCUGGUAGGGAGGGAGUUACAAGAGGAGCGAUUGGCUGUAGCUAAGGAGAAGGCAGACGGUGCAUCUGAUCAGGGGACUGAGGAGGACAGCGAGGAAGGGAGUGAGUGGGAUCCCACCUUCCUCCAUGUCACUGUCUCCCUUCCCGCUCCCUCCGCCGCGCCUCUCCUCCCCCGUACCGACCUCUUUGCACAACUAGCAGUAAAAUUUGCGCUCAACGUUGCAAGUAGCGGGGCGCAUGUGCUUUUAGGCAAAGUGUACAGUAACCGCAUGGUGGACCUUAGAGUGAGUAACGAGAAGCUCUUUAAGAGAGCGGUGAGGGUGGUGGGGGAGCUGGCAGGGGUUGGGGCAGAGGAGGCGGAGAGCUGUGUGAGGAGGGCGAUAGUGGUUGCUGAAAGGGAAGAGGGGAUGGAGGGGAGGGAGGGGAUGGAGGAGAGGACGGGGAGUGUGAAGGGGGAGGUAGGGGGGGAUGAUGAGGGGGAUAGCAUGGGAAGGACGGUUGAGGAGAUGGUGAGGGUUGGGGCAAAGAUGGAAAGAAUAGUAACCACUGCUAUUCUGCUGGCAGCUGGGUGCUUUGUUGAUGCAGAGAGCGCUAGGGAUGCAGCACUCAGCAACAGGAGUGUGCGAAUGCUAGUUGCCGAUGCGUUAAAGAGGAAAACCUAG
Molecule: messenger RNA, 2562 nt
Organism: Closterium sp. Naga37s-1
Lineage: Eukaryota; Viridiplantae; Streptophyta; Zygnematophyceae; Desmidiales; Closteriaceae
Source: the annotation of a GenBank genome assembly